GAGGGAGAGAGCGAGCCGUGUGCUGUGGUUUAUCCUCGUCCUAUGCGGAUUUCAUCACUGACUGCCUGCCCGAGCGGCUCGCAUCAUCCAUGGUAGGCCGGGAUACAGACGCUGACAUUCCCAUUCACGGAUUUCUGAAACACUCAGUGCUCGGCUCUUCACUCGCGUUUGCCGCGUAUAUGUGCGCGGGGGAUCGUUGUGGUCGCCCUGCUUAGCCGAUCCCAGCGGAGGGGGUAUUGUCGACGCUGGGGACUCGGAGAAGAGGAGGGCAGAGAGGCUCGGUGGACAAGGCGAGAGAUGAGCAAUGGGCACGGGGCGACCUGUAACUCCUGACAGAGAAGAGGAGCCUUCAUUGCCGUAGCCACCUCUCCUCUCCUGUCCUCCCUCAACCCAUGUCCCCUCUUUCCCCCCCUCUUUUCACCUGUUGAGCGUUUUUGCUUCACUCUCUAUCCCUCCGCAUCCUUCAUCACCCGUCACCAUGACAACCUCAGCUCUGCGCCGGCAGGUGAAGAAUAUUGUGCACAACUAUUCAGAAGCGGAGAUCAAGGUUCGCGAGGCCACCUCAAACGAUCCAUGGGGACCGUCCUCGUCGCUCAUGUCCGAGAUCGCCGACUUGACCUUCAAUGUGGUGGCGUUUGCUGAGGUCAUGGGCAUGGUUUGGAAACGCCUCAAUGACAGCGGCAAAAACUGGAGACACGUGUACAAGGCCCUGACUCUGCUGGAUUAUCUGCUGAAGACAGGAUCAGAGAGAGUGGCCCAACAGUGCCGUGAGAAUGCAUUCACUAUUCAGACGCUGCGUGACUUCCAGUACGUGGACCGCGACGGCAGAGACCAAGGGGCCAACGUGAGGGAAAAGGCGCGCCAAUUGGUGUGUCUCCUCCGGGACGAGGAGCGGCUCCGCCAGGAGAGGAGUCAAGCCCUGAAGACCAAGGAGCGAAUGGCAGGGGGAGGCAGCGGAGGGGGCGGGGCUGUGUACGGAGGCAUACCCCCGUCUUACCACCCGGGCAGGCGAACGAGCCAGCCCAGCAUGGCUGUGUUGUACGGCGAGGAGUUCAGCCGCUCCAGAGGCUCUCCGUCCUCCUUUAACUCCUCGUCCUCGUCCCCUCGCGCCGCCUCAGACCUGGAGCAGGCUCGACCUCAGACCAGCGGGGAGGAGGAGCUGCAGCUCCAGCUGGCCUUGGCCAUGAGCAGGGAGGAGAGUCAGAAGGAGCAGCGCUGUCACCAUGGAGAUGAGUCUCUAUUACAGAAAGCCCUAGAUGAGAGCCGGAGAGAGAGCCAGUCAGGGACACGGGAGUCAGCCAUGUUGGACCUGGUGGACAUAUUUGGCCCAUCGUCUGAGCCCCAGCCCCCUCCUAGUGACCCUUGGAACUCAGCUCACCCCACCUGUGACAUCACCUCUGACCCCUGGGACUCUGUAGCAGUUCACUCCAGCACUCCUGUGAUUGGUAGCCCUUGGACAGCCCCUCCCUCCUCCUCCAACGCGUCCAAUCCUUGGCCCCCUUGUGCCAACUCACACACAGACCCCUGGGAAGCAGCACCUAUCUCCUCCAGUCCUGUCAAUCAUGCGUGGGACAGCCCAACAGACGGAGGUGCUGACGGAACGGAUCCAUUUGCUGCACAGGAAGAGGAAAAGCCUAAACAGGAGGUUCCUCAGGUGUCCUCCCCUCAACCUGCCAGUCCCACAGAUGCAGAGCUUUUUGGGGUAAAGCCAGACUCUGACCCAUUUUCUGGAGCGGAUUCUAAACCAGAUCCGUUUGGGGCCGACCCUCCUGUGAAACCCCAGGUUAAUGGACGAGAGUCUGCCAGCCCAGAGAUGUUUGACCUAUCCCGGCUAGCACCUCCACUCAGCGCCCCACCUACACGUGUGUGUCGGACCCCAGAGGCCUUUCUGGGACCUACGGGGGCCUCGCUGGUCAAUUUAGAUGCUCUGAUACCCCCCAACCCUCCUAGCAAGACGCACAAUAACCCCUUCCUCUCAGGUCUGAGUGCUCCAUCUCCCACCAACCCCUUCCACUGCGACCAGCCUCGCCUCACCCUCAAUCAAAUGCGACCAUCCUCCACCUCCCCGCUGCCCCCUCACAUGCUCUCCUACAGCCCGUCCCUGCCUCUCCCUCUGCCCCACCAGCCGCCCAUCCUCCCCUCCUCUCUCACACAGCCUCCUGCUGGACUCCUGGACCUUCCUUCCAACCUCCCUCAACCCCUGCUCCCUCUUUCUCCAAGACCGGCAGCCCGCACUCAGUCACAGACACAGACACAAAGCCACAACCCCUUCCUCUGAGACUCCCGCAUCCUUCAAACUCUGGUCUGCAGAGGGAGACAACGGAAUUGACUCUUUUUGGAUCAAUCUAUGCUAACUACAAUGAGACUGGUUUAAAUGAGCCUGAACUGGAUCCUGGUCUGAUGUCAUUAUGUACACUUGAAGUGGAUAAAAAACUUGGACUGUAUGUAUUUCUGUCUGUCUAAAGACACAACAGCUGCUAUAUAACCUGAACUCUUGAAGAAAAGCUAACUCACGCACACAUGGACACGCACUCAAACAUGCACUCAGGCGCACUUCAGGGUGCACACACACAAACAUUAUGCACAGACAAAAACAUGCACAGACCACGAGACUAACAGGGUGUAUCUCAGCGGUCCCUUCGAUGCCUUUUCCCCAUCAAUAGUGACGACUCCGACCACCCUUUGACCACAGAGAUAGAACUGUUCCUUUAGAAAACUGAGAUGAAGCCACACACUUUCAUUGUCCACCAAGAUUGACCAGGAUCCUCACCGCUGCUGCUUCACCGACGAAAGCAUGAAUGCAUCCCACCCCCCACCCCCCGAGACGCCAAACUGUUCUAUUCUGCUCUGCACCUGAGAUGGGUUCUUCAAAUAAAUCCUCUUUUUCUGAUGAGUCAAAUAGUAUCUUGAGCUUUUUUGGCACAACUGAAUCACUGGUGACAACUCAACUGUAAUAUUCAAGAAAACAUACAGCAUUGUUCAAGAACUAAUUGACUCAGGUAUUCCUUCCUACAUGAAUUCCUAUCUUGUGUUGCCUUGUUACCUUACAAGCUCAAUAGCAUCUGGUCCUAAGUCAGCUAAGUCAUUUGUCCAACAGGAUUCAGGUGGAUUCAAAACUAAACCAGCCUAAACUAGACUUUACUGUCUCAAUCUGGACCUAAACUGAGCCCUGAUUGUACCGUACUGGACCCGCGUGCCUGUCAUCUAUAGCUGACCCACAGUGUAUUCCCAGCUGGUUCAUAUUGGCGCCAUUGAGGAGGACCUCAGGGAGUCCGCUCUGUCCCUCUUCCAAAGAGAUUCAACCCAAGAGAACAGAAAGGCAUUUAUCUACAGAAGAAAAUCACAGUGAGAUCAAUGACUUUUUCAGAUGUGGGCAUACAAACGAGGGAUAUAGAGAAGACACAAAGGAGGAGGGAGGGGUAAUUGAAAGAUUAAUAUAAAUAAAGUGAAAUGAUCACAGAUGAUAAACAGAUGUAUUGAGCAUCAGCUCCUCUCUGCUGUUCCUCGUCCACUUGUGUUUUAGGAACAAGAGAGUCUGUGAUGAGAUGAGAUGUUUGGUCAUCACUGCACUGAACCUGGACUUGAAUGUGAAAUGUCUGCCUAUAGAUACACACAGGCUUAGUACAUAUGUAUUUAAUAGAAUGAUACGUAUAG
This is a messenger RNA of Xiphias gladius (swordfish), 3654 nucleotides long. RefSeq names its product epsin 3b (gene epn3b). The record is from RefSeq and is a predicted model, not a curated record. Gene Ontology annotation, biological process: endocytosis. Gene Ontology annotation, cellular component: plasma membrane; clathrin vesicle coat; endosome. The coding region runs from base 479 to 2278 and encodes 599 amino acids. Gene Ontology annotation, molecular function: clathrin binding; phospholipid binding. The transcript has 12 exons. Lineage: Eukaryota; Metazoa; Chordata; Actinopteri; Istiophoriformes; Xiphiidae.